Molecule: messenger RNA, 477 nt
Organism: Auanema sp. JU1783
Lineage: Eukaryota; Metazoa; Nematoda; Chromadorea; Rhabditida; Rhabditidae
Source: the annotation of a GenBank genome assembly
AUGAUAUUUGCCGGUGGAUUCAGUGACUUCGAAAGACUACAGAAAGCUGAACAAAAAGAAAAAGAGAAGAAACAACGUGAACGACAGAAAAGUAUUGAAAUUCAACGUGACCGUGCUCAUCGAGCUGCUUGCGAAGAUGCCGCUGCAAAGCUUCUAGAAAUUGCUGCUCAACCAUCACUUAAGCCGAAACAUCGUCAUAGCGUUCAUGCUUCAACUGUUCAGCAUUUGCAUAUAACUCAAGAACAAAUGGAAAAGCUGACCAUUGAUAAUCAUCAUCAUGAGAAGCAUAAGAAUGGUGUAAAUGGACCACAACGUUCCACAUCAUCUGAGCAUUGUCGUGAAAAGAAAGAUUCUGUUGGCAGCUCUAAUCCCAACAAAUUUCUACGCUGGCUCGGAUUAGCUGGAAAAGAAAGUGACAAAGAGCCAUCCGUUGAUUUUAAGGAGCUCAAGAAGCGUCGAAUGAGCACAUUCACCUAA